CGGAGGCAGUCUGGUGUGAGCCGCGGCGAGAACAGAAGGGGCGACACCGACUACUCACCAGUGUGAGCCUGCCCUGCAGGGAGACUACAGUUUUAUUACCAGUCCUGCCUUCUGACAGUCUUACCUACAGCCAAUACGGACUAACUCGGAAGCCAGUAGACCACUCCAGACUUCAGCAGGGAAAACACAACCUUUGUCUCAUAAUACUACACGUGAGAAAGGUCACCCCAGUUUCUCCUCAAGUUCACAAGAUCCAAGAAAGGACGACACAAGAGGAAGAAGAUACAGGCGUCUUCACAUCACCUUAAGAACGACUACUGGUGGUACAUCACAGAACAGAACUCGUCUUGCCGAGCCCGAGUGAGCAUCUCAGUCCGAGCCCGUGGGAUGAGGAGCGUGCUAGUGCAGAGCAGUUAUCGGGAGGACAUGGCUUCAGCACCGAUGCCCGCGCCGUACCUUCGCCUCGACACCUACUCCUCUCACUGCUACAUGGGGAGGAAGAUGUUCAAGUGCCCGCACUGUAGUUACGAGACGAACCGGAGGAACAACCUGAAGCGGCACAUCAGCACGAUGCACCUGGCCUGCACCAAGUCCCUGGAGUGCUGCGAUCACCACUUCAGCAGCAAGGCCGAGCUCCGGGAUCACGUCUACCAGCACCACCGCUACGGCUACACCUGUAAGGUCUGCGGGCGGAACUUCUGCCGUAAGGCCCUGCUCAAGCGGCACCAGACCGUCCACAGCGGGAGGAAGGACUUCGUCUGCGGGCUGUGCGGCUACGCCACCAGCCACAAGUCCAACCUGGAGCGGCACAAGAAGAUUCACAGGUGUCCCGAGAGGGAGACGAGGAAGACACCGAGGAAUCGCAUCGGGGAGACCAGAGGAGCGUGCCAGUGACGACUCGGACUCGCCGAAGAAAC
Branchiostoma belcheri (Belcher's lancelet) is the source of this 917-nucleotide messenger RNA. Its product is annotated as zinc finger protein 888-like. The transcript has 3 exons. The record is from RefSeq and is a predicted model, not a curated record. Lineage: Eukaryota; Metazoa; Chordata; Leptocardii; Amphioxiformes; Branchiostomatidae. Bases 388 to 894 code for a protein of 168 amino acids.